Daphnia carinata is the source of this 1442-nucleotide messenger RNA. RefSeq lists its product as uncharacterized. The transcript has 5 exons. The record is from RefSeq and is a predicted model, not a curated record. The coding region runs from base 332 to 1249 and encodes 305 amino acids. Lineage: Eukaryota; Metazoa; Arthropoda; Branchiopoda; Diplostraca; Daphniidae.
AGUGACUCGAUGGACAACGAUUCUUCGUGUUGGGUGCUGCCUACGUUUGUGUUGUUUCGUGUUGUUCGUUAGAAUCUAGCCUCGUUCGCAUUCGUUGUGGUUGACGUGGAAACCCAAAACAAAAACCAAGUGAAUGUGUCGCGAAAGAUAUUUCACGAUUGCCAAAACUUACCGAUUCAAGUGUUGCUGCUGGUGUAACGAACUGUGUGCAAUCUCGUUGGAAUUGUUUUGACACAAAGGAAGAAGAAUCUCUUGUGACGGAAAGAAUUCGUCUGCUAAGAAGGAGUGCAAUUUCGUCAGAAGCCGCAAUUUAGUAAACCUCACUGCCAGCAUGGAUUUGUACGCAAUCCACAAAUCAUUCCUGGACAUGCAAUCGGAUUUCGGUCGGAGUUCAGACGGUGCGUCUGAUGUCCAACAAUCGAGAAAUCGAGAAGAAAUGGCCCGUCUGAGCAAACUUAUCAAUAUGGCCAUUUUCAAAGGCAUUGUGCCAUCCAAUCGUCCAACGACGUACGACAUCAAUUACGACAGCAGCGAUUCCGAAGAGGACAUUAUGGGGCCCAUGCACCAGCUCAUACCUAAUAUGAACAAUCAGCAACAACAUCAGCGACCGAGCAGUACAGAAUUCAAUCCUAGUUUAGUUUUACCUUUUGGCAUUCGCGGUGCAUCCAACCAGAACAAUUUAAAUUCGGUCAAUCAUUCCGGCUCGUCUAGAGUCACCUUGGCUGAUCAAUUUACGUGGGGAGCUGUUGUCUGCGCCGGAGUCUUUGUCGUUGUUUUCAUUUGCGUCAUGGCGGCCUGGUGGGUUCACAAGAAACAACAGGCCCGUGUCAAUCGACGAACGGCACAGAGAGAAGCCCGAAGGCAAAUGGCCGAAGGGGCUCCGUACUGUAUUGAGAAUGACUUGCAUGGCCCUGGCAAUGUCCCAGUCGGUGACAUUCAGCGUCCGCCUUCCUAUUUUGAAGUUAUUGGGUUCUUCGAUCCACCUCCUUCCUAUAACGAUAUAUCGGGUGGAGAGUGCAGUAGCCAACAGCAAUCGGAAACUAAUCAGCAGGCUUACGAUAAUGUUGUUGUUGUGACAAUGGAUGAGCUUCCUCCACCGUUCGUGGAAGGAGAUUACAUCAAAACGGGUGAAAAGAUUGUCGCCGACGACUCGGUUACUGAAACGAGUGCCAUAAAUAGUCUCCCCCCAAACACUGCUGUUACUGUGAUACCUGGGCGUGAAGGACAUCAAGACGGAUCAGCUUCUUAAACUGAAAUCGCACUUUUUUUUUUCUUCUUUUUUCUCGCGAUCGCCUGACUUGAAAAAAAAUGUAUUCCAUGCCACAGUGCCUUACCUUGUAUAUUUAUAAAGAGAACAAUCUCGAUCACAAAUGCCCCAUUUGUGUACAACAUGUGUAUAUGACCAUGAUGUGUCAUAAUAUAAAUAAAUUCUUGGAAUUACU